This is a messenger RNA of Cryphonectria parasitica EP155, 2658 nucleotides long. RefSeq lists its product as uncharacterized. NCBI's taxonomy places the organism in Eukaryota, Fungi, Ascomycota, Sordariomycetes, Diaporthales, Cryphonectriaceae. Bases 1 to 2658 code for a protein of 885 amino acids. The transcript has 3 exons. The record is from RefSeq and is a predicted model, not a curated record. Gene Ontology annotation, molecular function: DNA-binding transcription factor activity.
AUGGACCCUCCUAAUAAGCGACGGAGGCUCGCGCCUAAGGUAGCCGAACUUCCCCCUCCUCACAGCGCGCCUCAGGCUGCACCACCAACAACAGCCUCUCCUGUCUCUGCGGCAGCUGCUGCAGCAUCCAUGCCCACUCCUACUGUAACUCCCCAGCAGGCUCAAUUUGCUGCUGAGCAGGUUCAGCCUUCCCCACCCGAACGCCACGAGUUUGAGUCCUUUGCCAGACAUCUACAAGAUGCUGCCAUGCACAUCUAUGGCAAGAUGCAAAGACGACCACCCUACAAGAAUGCCUCGGUGCUGCUGCUGCGCUGGGAUGAGGAUACAGCUAUGGAGCGCGAGGUGCUCAACCUGGAAAAGGUGUUUCGAGAGAGAUACAACUACCACACUGACAAAUGGGCAAUACCUACCUGUCCCAACCCCAGCAUCAAGUUGAGCGUCCAGAUGGCCUCCUUCAUCGAGCAUGCCCGCAGUGACCACCUCUUGAUUAUCUACUAUGCUGGCCACAGCUAUGUCGGCCCUGACAAACAGGUAUACUGGGCAAGCAACAAUACUCGAGAGGAUGCAUGUCGACUGAAGUGGGGUGGUGUGCGCUGCCUCUUUGAGGAUGCUCAGUCUGAUAUCCUCCUGCUUCUUGACACCUGUGCUGUCCACGACUCCCCACACGCUGGCAGCCAUGGUACAAAACAGGCUAUUGCUGCGUAUAGCCCAGGCCAGCCCACCCCUGACUACCCGCUCCAGUCUUUCACCAGCUACCUGGCCACCGCCCUUCACAACCUCAGCAGCUUGGGCAGGCCGUACACGGUGCAGCGUCUGUACGAUGAGAUCUUGCGCGUACGACAGCGAGAUGUUCCCUCGAGGUCCGUCAAUGGCGGCAGGGCCAGAUCACAAGCACCUGCCGAGAAGACUCCUGUCUUGUUCACGUUGACGCCAGGAAAGGUCGAGCAUAUUGCCCUAUAUCCUUUCAAGCAGAAGGGAGGCUCUUCUGCUGAGGAUCCUCAUCAUACCAAUGGUCACUCGAGCCAGGGUCUCCCGUUUGUGACGAAUGCACCCGUACCUGAUCUAACCUUCGACGAGGCAAGAGUACUCGUCUGCACCACCUUCGUUGGUGAUGCUAGCUCGGACAUGGCCUUCUACAACCAGUGGCUCCAGCACCCACCGGCCCUCGCGUCUAAGAUCACCAUGGAGGGCAUGUUUCUGGGCCCACCAACCAUGCUCCUUGUAUCAAUGCCCAUAACUGUCUGGAAUGUGGUCCAGCACGAUAAGGUUUGUUGUUUUCUGGGCUACAUCAAUUCCCACAACAUGAUCGAUCUGUACAAGGGACUUGUUCAAUCUUCACCCCAACCUCGCGCACUCUCCAGCGCCACUGCACUUCCUGUUCACGAGAGGGCCGUGGACGAUGGCCGUGUCCAUGUCGAGACCCGCAACGGCGGCCAGGUCAGCAAGCGCCGUCACGAUUCAAUGAGUUCACACACUUCCAUGUACCCUCUGCCCGCGCAGCCGGUUCGCCACGUUGCGCCGGCCAGGAAUCCACUUCCCAAUUCAGCCCCCGUGCCUCCUACGAUUACAAUGGGCCCUGCGACGAGAAACGACGUAGACAGCGCCGAGAUGAAGGAGGCGGCCGAACAGCUCAAGGCGCUGAGCCACGUCCGUCAGGCUAGCGACGGGGCGGUGAGCGCUGGUGGCCGGUCAGAGGCUCGAUCGGGUCGUUCGCCUUCGUCCAACGACGCCAAUGACCUCAUGGAUGGGUAUGUGGGGGCAGGCACGCCCGCGAGGAAGCCGCUGGCCAAAGGCCAGCCCAAGUAUGAUACUCAGUGCUCAAUGUGCACGCACGCACCUUUCAAGGACUCGUCGUCACUGCGGAAACACAUCGCCGCCGCCCACACGCGGCCGUUUCCAUGUGCAUUCUCUUUCGCCGGCUGCAUGAGCACAUUCGGCUCCAAGAACGAGUGGAAACGCCACAUUUCUUCUCAGCACCUCUGUCUCCAAUACUACCGCUGUUCGCAGUGCCCCUCGAGUGCCGCCGAGGGCAAGGGUAACGAGUUCAACCGCAAGGACUUGUUUACGCAGCACCUGCGACGCAUGCAUGCCCCCUUUGCCAUUAAGAAGGCCCUCACCAAGGGGGACAGCAAGCUGGAGUCGGAGUGGGGGAGCCACGUCCGGGAGAUGCACGUAUCGUGUCUGGUCACGCGAAGAGAACCUCCUGAGCACGUGGCAUGCCCUACACCGGACUGCAUGAAAGAGUUCGAGGGCCACACUGCGUGGGACGAGUGGACCGAGCACGUGGGUCGUCACAUGGAAAAGGGUGAUGGUCUCAAGAUUGGCGUAGACAACCUGCUGGCCAAGUGGGCUCUCGCCGAGGGCAUCAUCGAGCAGACGGACAACGGCGAGUACAAGUUCGCCACGCAAGAAGACACAAACACGUUCAGCAUCCGACGUGACUCCGUGGCGAACACCUCCCUCGUGUCGGACAGGACCAAGUCUUCCCCGAGAGUGGAGGAGAGCAGUUCAGAGGACAGUCGCAGCGAAGCGGACGAGAACCGCAACAGCGAGCGCGACCAGAAGACCAAAGUCGAGGUCGAGGUCGACGAUCCUGACUCCAUCGUGGUUGCGACUUCCACACCGACAGUGCACGACCGCAUGGAUACUGAUGACUAG